UCCACGCGGUUCCUGGGGGCGCGCGGUCCGUUUGGCCCCGGCCGCCGUCGCUGUGCCGACGGCAUCCUGCCGCCGUGUUCAGCGCCUCGCCGCCCCCUUCCCGGGGGGCUCCGCCAUGGCAAUGACGGGCCCAACACCAUGCUCAUCCAUGAGCAAUCACACCAAGGAGCGAGUUACGAUGACAAAGGUAACAUUAGAAAACUUCUAUAGCAAUCUCAUCGCACAGCAUGAAGAACGGGAGAUGAGACAAAAGAAGCUAGAACAAAUGAUGGAAGAAGAAGGCUUAAAAGACGAAGAGAAGAGAAUCAGGAGAUCAGCACAUGCACAAAAAGAAACAGAAUUUCUUCGCCUGAAGAGAACAAGGCUUGGUUUGGAAGACUUUGAAUCUUUAAAAGUAAUAGGCAGAGGAGCAUUUGGAGAGGUGCGACUUGUCCAGAAGAAAGAUACGGGGCAUGUUUAUGCAAUGAAAAUACUCCGUAAAGCUGAUAUGCUUGAAAAAGAGCAGGUUGGCCAUAUUCGUGCAGAGCGGGACAUUCUAGUGGAGGCAGACAGUUUGUGGGUUGUGAAAAUGUUCUAUAGCUUUCAGGAUAAGCUAAACCUCUACCUUAUCAUGGAGUUCCUGCCUGGAGGUGAUAUGAUGACGUUGUUGAUGAAAAAAGACACACUAACAGAAGAAGAGACACAGUUCUAUAUAGCUGAGACUGUGCUAGCCAUUGAUUCUAUUCAUCAGUUGGGUUUUAUCCAUCGAGAUAUCAAACCAGACAACCUUCUUCUGGAUAGCAAGGGCCAUGUGAAACUUUCAGAUUUUGGUCUGUGCACUGGACUAAAGAAAGCCCACAGAACAGAGUUUUAUAGAAACUUGAACCAUAGUCUUCCUAGUGACUUCACUUUCCAGAACAUGAAUUCCAAACGGAAAGCAGAAACAUGGAAGAGAAAUAGACGGCAGUUGGCUUUUUCUACUGUGGGAACUCCAGAUUACAUUGCUCCUGAAGUUUUCAUGCAGACAGGCUACAACAAGCUUUGUGACUGGUGGUCACUUGGGGUCAUCAUGUAUGAGAUGUUGAUCGGUUAUCCACCUUUCUGUUCUGAGACUCCUCAAGAAACGUACAAGAAAGUAAUGAAUUGGAAAGAGACGCUCACAUUUCCUCCAGAGGUUCCAAUAUCUGAUAAAGCAAAGGAUCUUAUUUUAAGAUUUUGCUGUGAAUGGGAGCACAGAAUUGGUGCAUCUGGUGUGGAGGAAAUAAAGAGUAACCCAUUCUUUGAAGGGGUUGACUGGGAGCAUAUAAGGGAAAGACCUGCUGCAAUUUCGAUAGAGAUUAAAAGCAUUGAUGAUACCUCAAACUUUGACGAAUUUCCAGAAUCUGAUAUCCUUAAACCAACAGUGGCAACAAGUAACCAUCCAGAUACUGACUACAAGAACAAAGACUGGGUUUUUAUCAAUUAUACAUACAAGCGUUUUGAGGGCCUAACAGCCCGAGGAGCAAUACCAUCCUAUAUGAAAACAGGAAAGUAAUUAAUCUUUACCUAGGACAACUUCUUAACUGUGGAAUUUUGUUUCUGUACCUUGUUGUUUUUUUUUUUACCCAUAAAAUAACUUUUUAUCUUUUUUAUUAUUAUCAUUUUCUUAAAGAAAACUUGAGGGCUAACACCUCUUGGAGAAGACUUCAAGACCCUCUUUUGUUACACGCUCUGGCUGUUACUAAGGAUUGUUCUUUCUGCACCAUUGAAAACUUCCACAAAAUGUCAUCUUCACUGCAAGCAUGUUUUGCUGCUUCAGGAGCGAGAGUUUUGAGUUUUCCUUUUGAAUUCUUUGCCAGACUGUACAGUCCAUCAGGAGAUCUGAGCAGGCCUUCACUUUGACAUUGCAAAACAUGUGAUGUUUAUACGGAUGAUUUUGCCAGUCUUGCAUUAAGUAACAUACUCAGUCUGCCAGUUCUACCAGCACUGUUUUCCUGGUGGACUUCAGUAUAAUGGAAAUAAAGCAAUAAUUACAGCUUGAGGUAGACAACUCUCCAGUAAACUAUAGUGGAAGGAUACAACAUGUAUUGCCUUAA
Messenger RNA from Oxyura jamaicensis (ruddy duck), 2054 nucleotides. RefSeq names its product serine/threonine kinase 38 (gene STK38). Bases 116 to 1513 code for a protein of 465 amino acids. The record is from RefSeq and is a predicted model, not a curated record. Gene Ontology annotation, biological process: intracellular signal transduction; peptidyl-serine phosphorylation. The transcript has 14 exons. NCBI's taxonomy places the organism in Eukaryota, Metazoa, Chordata, Aves, Anseriformes, Anatidae. Gene Ontology annotation, molecular function: protein serine/threonine kinase activity; ATP binding.